AUGCUCGCCCGACGACUUCCCCGCUCUACACACCAAGCCUCUUCUCUUCUUCGAUCCUUCACCACCUCCACCAUCUGCCGAGAUAGUGGUGCCCGUGCCCCCGGUAUGGGCGAUUUGCCUCCCGACACUGCUGAAGCCUUUAAUAAGAAACAAAAAGAGUUUCGCGAUGGCCUUGAGGCAGCCAAAAAGAGAAAGGAACUCGCCGACAGUCAGUCCUUGCCAACCAUUACUUCUUCGUCUGCCAGUGCUUCAUCCUCAAGUUCUUCUCCCUCCUUUUCUAGUUCCGAUUCUGUUUCUGAUUUCGUGCAACCUCUUGGCUUGGGCUCACUCUCCAUCGCUCCUUCUGCAGAAGAAGCAAGACAGGCCGAAACCGACACCUCGACUAAACGUGGUUCAGGUGGGAAGCUCUCCAGCUUCAUCUAUGGCACUCCCGAAGGCCAACAACUCGACAAGGAUAUGGAACGUUCUUUCUCCCAGGUCCUAGCAAGAGGCAAAUAUGUUCAUUCUAUCGUCUUUCACGAAGUCAAGCCCGACAAGGUCAACGAGUACACCGAAUUAGUUGGCCAUUGGUACCCCAAGAUGGCCAAUAUGCCCGAGAAUAAGGUCCAUCUGGUUGGUAGCUGGAGAACAGAAGUUGGCGAAUGCGAGACCUUUGUCCAUAUCUGGGAAUACCAGCGAUAUAUGGGUUACCACGCCUCCUUACACAACAUCUCUCAUCAUCCUGAAUUUCCCGCCUUCGAAGAAAAGCUCAAGACACUGAUCUACUCCAAGAAGAUUUCACUCAUGCAGGAAUUCUCCUUCUGGCCAACCACCCCUCCACGAAAACUUGGUGGCAUUUUCGAGCUGCGAUCAUAUACCCUGCACCCAGGAAAUCUAUUGGAAUGGGAAACACAUUGGCGGAAAGGACUGAAUGCACGAAGAGAAGUCAUGGAAGGCGUAGGGGCUUGGUUCGUGCAAAUUGGUGAUCUGAACACCGUUCACCAUCUUUGGCAAUUUGCAGAUCUCGAAGAACGAAAAGUCAGACGAGAGCAAUCCUGGGGUGUCGAAGGCUGGGCAGACACCGUCCACAAGACGGUUCCUCUGAUUCAAUCCAUGAAGAGCAAGAUUCUUGUACCUCUUCCAUGGAGCCCUGUUGGAUAA
Molecule: messenger RNA, 1140 nt
Organism: Exophiala aquamarina CBS 119918
Lineage: Eukaryota; Fungi; Ascomycota; Eurotiomycetes; Chaetothyriales; Herpotrichiellaceae
Exons: 2
Coding region: 1-1140 (379 amino acids)
Cellular component (GO): mitochondrion
Source: RefSeq, a predicted model, not a curated record